AUGUGUGAGGAACAGAAACCUUUGUUCAGAGAUCUAACUGGUGAUGAUCCGGAGCCCGAAGUGACGGAAAUAGAGUCACUCUGUCUGAAUUGCCACGAAAAUGGUAUGACUCGUCUCCUGCUAACUCGUAUCCCACACUACAAGAAUGUAGUCAUAAUGUCCUUCAACUGUGAACACUGCGGCUUUGAGAAUAAUGAGAUUCAACCGGGCGGUGCAUACGCUGAAUUGGGAGUACGUUGGAAGCUGAGCAUCCAAGAUUCUCGUGACCUCAAUCGUCAGGUAGUGAAGAGUGACCACACAGCUGUCAUUAUACCCGAGUUGGACUUUGAGAUACCGGCUCUCAGUCAGAAGGGAGAGGUGACAACAGUAGAAGGAAUAAUAUCGAGGGCAAUCACAGGUUUAACACAAGACCAGGCAGUUAGAAGAGUACAGCAUCCCGAACAUGCACAACAAAUAGAUGAGUUUGUGACUAAACUAGAAGAAUUAAAAAGUUUACAGAAGACAUGGACACUCAUCAUAGAAGAUAUUACAGGGAAUUGUUUCGUAGAGAACCCCGAAGCUCCUAAGAAGGAUCCUCGCUGUGUCAGAACAGACUUCAAAAGAAGCAAAGAGGAUGACAUCAAACUGGGAAUAUAUACAGAGGGCUCCACAGCCCUCGCCGGAGCCCUAACAUCAGAGGAGCCUUCGGUAGCGAGCUACGAGCAGCUGUCUUCAGACGAGGUGCUACAGUUCAGAACCAACUGCCCUGAGUGUAACGCACCCGCUGACACCAAUAUGAAGAUUACUAAGAUUCCACACUUCAAGGAAGUAGUGAUAAUGGCGACCGUGUGUGAUGCGUGCGGACAUCGGACCAAUGAGGUGAAGUCAGGUGGUGGCGUUGAAGAGAAAGGUGUGAAGUUUGAAGUGAAGAUCAGGAAUAGGGAAGACUUCACUAGGGAUAUAUUAAAGUCAGAGACAUGUAACAUGUGUAUACCGGAGCUCGAGCUAGAAGUGGGGGGCGCGGCGUUGGGAGGGAGGUUUACCACCGUGGAGGGAGUGCUGACGGCUGUGAAGGAACAGAUGAUGGAGGGGCUCGGAUUGGGGGACGCGGGGGGGCAGGCGAGGGAGAAGGUCGACAGAUGUAUAUCCAGUAUAGAUGAAAUCUUAGAAGGGAAAUCAUCAGCCACAUUGAUUUUGGACGACCCCGCUGGAAAUUCAUAUGUACAGAACUUAAGUGAUGACCCAACAGUGUUUGAUGAUGGUCUCAAAGUAGUUCAUUACGAGCGCUCCUAUGAACAAAACGACGAGUUGGGAUUAAACGAUAUGAAGACAGAAGGCUAUGAAGAGAGUUGA
Danaus chrysippus (African queen) is the source of this 1332-nucleotide messenger RNA. NCBI's taxonomy places the organism in Eukaryota, Metazoa, Arthropoda, Insecta, Lepidoptera, Nymphalidae. The record is from the annotation of a GenBank genome assembly.